AUGGCUGUUUGGCAGAAUAAGUGGCGCUGGGACACGGGGUACAGCGCCGACUCUGUAGAGUGGUGUCCCGUAGAAUCAUACCGAGACGUGCUCGUCUGCGGAACUUACCAGUUAGACAAUACAGCUGAAGGCAACACGGCAUCGAAACAAACGAGAUUAGGCAAAAUAUAUUUAUUUGUUAUAAACGAGAACACUGAAGUGUUGGCCCCUGUUCAUUCAAUUGACACCGCAGGGAUAUUGGACCAGAAAUGGUGCUACCACAACCUACAAAACCGCCCGACACUUGCCGUUGUAACAUCCGUUGGUACUCUGCAACUUUACCAGUUGACCAAUGAAGACGGAGUAUUACAGUUGGCGUUAUGGUUAGAGCACACGAUUUGUGAGAAUGGGUUAGCUCUCUCCGUUGAUUGGUCGACUAAUAAAAAGUAUUCAGAUGAACCUUAUCUGGCAGUCAGUGAUUCUGCCGGUUGUAUUCAUAUUUUAAGAAUAGUAGAAAAUUGUGUUAAAGCCGUAGGUAAAUGGAAGAGCCAUAGUUUCGAGGCUUGGAUCACAGCAUUUAAUUACUGGAACUCUGACGUAUUUUAUUCAGGGGGCGAUGAUUGUGUAUUCAAGAGUUAUGACGUUCGAGUCCCUGAUGUUUCCACGAUUGUGAACAAGAAGCACGAGGCUGGCGUCACCUCGAUAAGGAGCCAUAUUGACGAGGAGUAUCAGCUACUGACUGGCAGUUACGAUGAAAAAGUUCGUCUCUGGGACACGAGGAGUUUAAAAUGCAGCGUGCGAGAGCUGGAUGUCAAUGGUGGCGUGUGGCGAUUAAAAUGGCAUCCAAGCAAGCCAUGCACUGUCCUAGCGGCCUGCAUGUACGGCGGGUUCCGUAUACUACGCGUCAACGACGAAAUAGAGAUCCUUAGCGAGUAUUUAGAACACGAGAGCAUCGCAUACGGAGCUGAUUGGAAGUGCAAUAGUGACCUUGUAGCUACUUGCUCAUUUUACGACUGUAAAAUGCAUGUCAGCCAAAUUAUCAUGUAA
Messenger RNA from Spodoptera littoralis (African cotton leafworm), 1026 nucleotides. NCBI's taxonomy places the organism in Eukaryota, Metazoa, Arthropoda, Insecta, Lepidoptera, Noctuidae. The record is from the annotation of a GenBank genome assembly.